Messenger RNA from Eutrema salsugineum, 529 nucleotides. Its product is annotated as E3 ubiquitin-protein ligase ATL15. NCBI's taxonomy places the organism in Eukaryota, Viridiplantae, Streptophyta, Magnoliopsida, Brassicales, Brassicaceae. The coding region runs from base 49 to 516 and encodes 155 amino acids. The transcript has a single exon. The record is from RefSeq and is a predicted model, not a curated record.
UUAUCAACUUUUGAGAACCAUUUUUUGUGUAUUUUAUAGACCAAAGAGAUGAGUUUCAACGACCCUUCGUUAAACUCAAUCAUCCUUUGGUUCGCCGCCGUAACGUCUCUUUUAACAAUCUCCGUUAUAUUCAUCCUUCUCGUAAUCUGUUUGCUCAAACGCCGUAGGCUUGUUGAUGUAUCACCGGAGGCCGAUGACGACCACCACCACCACAGAAGAGAGCCACCGUGCCAAGGGCUUAGCGCUUCCGUGAUUGCCGCUUUUCCGACCUUUUCUUACAAAACGGAUAACAACGAUCCCGAGAGCAACGAUCAGGAGAUAGAGUGUCCGGUUUGCUUAGGGUUAAUCCCCAAGAAUGUUGUGAUUAAGGUUUUACCAAAUUGUAUGCACAUGUUUGAUGAAGAAUGUAUACGUAGGUGGCUUGAAUCGCACACAACUUGUCCUGUGUGUCGUGGAAUUGCUGAGCCGAAGCCGAAGGCUAGCACUGGCGAUGACGUCUUAAAAAGUAUAGUAUAGCUGAUUUAUGUCA